This is a messenger RNA of Malus domestica (apple), 2285 nucleotides long. RefSeq names its product probable inactive receptor kinase At2g26730. Lineage: Eukaryota; Viridiplantae; Streptophyta; Magnoliopsida; Rosales; Rosaceae. Gene Ontology annotation, molecular function: protein kinase activity; ATP binding; protein binding. The record is from RefSeq and is a predicted model, not a curated record. Gene Ontology annotation, biological process: protein phosphorylation.
CAGCACACCACUCCACACCACACCAUAUGAGCUUCUGUUUUCUUCCAGCUUUAUUUUCACUUUUCUCACCCUCGUGAUACCUCAAAUCCCUCUCACUCUCCCUCUCUCUCCUCCCUCACAUUACCCACUGCUCGCUCUCACACAUGGGGUUUCGUCUGAAACCCAUUCGCCGCCGUCUACAGACCGGCCGGGAAACCACUUAUUGCUUCUGUCCAAACCUCUGUUAGAACAAUCCCGUUGUUCUUCUUCUCCCCUUUUGUUAUUAUUUUAUAUUUUAGAAAUAUAAUGGCAGUGAGUUUUAAUGCUAUGGUGUGUUUCGUUCUCAUUACGCUUCUGGCACUGAGUGGUGGACCAGUCAACUCGGAGCCGACUCAGGACAAGCAAGCCCUCCUUGCAUUUCUAUCCCAGACCCCACACGCGAACCGGGUCCAAUGGAAUGUGUCCGUUUCGGCCUGCACCUGGGUUGGAAUCAUCUGCGAUGACAACCAGUCCUACGUCUACUCCCUCCGCCUCCCGGGCGUUGGCCUCAUCGGCUCGGUCCCGCCCAACACACUCGGCCGGCUGACUCAGCUCCGGGUUUUAAGUCUCCGGUCUAACCGACUCUCUGGUCCAAUUCCCACCGAUUUCUCCAACCUAACUCUGCUCCACAACCUCUACCUUCAGGGGAACCAAUUCUCGGGUGAGUUUCCGACUUGGUUGACCAGGUUGGAGCGGUUGAACCGGCUCGAUCUCAGCUCUAACAACUUUACUGGUUCGAUUCCGUUCGCCAUUAGCAACCUGACCCAACUGACCGGGCUUUUUCUUGAAAACAACGGUUUCUCAGACAAGCUGCCCAGCAUCCCAGCUGGCAAGCUGGCCAGUUUCAAUGUUUCCAACAACAAACUCAACGGCUCAAUCCCGGCGUCGCUAUCCAAAUUCCCCGCCUCCUCAUUCUCCGGAAACUUAGAUCUCUGCGGCAGCCCACUUCCGCCGUGUAAGCCAAUUUUUCCGCCGCCCACUCCGUCUCCCGAGUUCCCGCCCAUAAUCCCAGUCAACAAGAAGUCCAAAAAGCUCUCCACAGCUGCCAUUGUCGCCAUCGCCGUGGGGUCCGCUCUAGCCCUGUUCCUGCUCCUUCUCAUUCUCUUCCUCUGCCUCCGGAAACGGCGGCGUCAGCAGCCGGCGAAGCCCCCGAAGCCACCUGUAACGACACGGUCGGUGGCGGCGGCUGAGGCUGGAACAUCAUCAUCGAAAGACGACAUCACGGGAGCGUCCACCGAGGCGGAGAGAAACAAACUUGUGUUCUUCGACGGCGGAGUUUACAGCUUCGAUUUGGAGGACUUAUUAAGAGCGUCGGCGGAGGUUCUGGGGAAGGGGAGCGUGGGGACGUCGUACAAGGCGGUGCUGGAAGAAGGGACGACUGUGGUGGUGAAGCGGCUGAAGGACGUGGUGGUUACGAAGAGAGAGUUCGAGAUGACAAUGGAGGUUCUGGGGAAGAUUAAGCACGACAAUGUGGUGCCGCUGCGCGCGUUUUACUUCUCGAAAGACGAGAAAUUGCUCGUCUACGACUAUAUGUCCGCCGGCAGCUUGUCUGCACUUCUCCACGGGAGUAGGGGCUCGGGCCGAACGCCACUUGACUGGGACAACCGCAUGAAAAUAGCGCUAAGCGCGGCGAGAGGAAUAGCGCGCCUCCACGUAGGCAAGGUCAUCCACGGCAACAUUAAGUCAUCCAACGUCCUGCUCCGGCCCGACAACGACGCCUCCGUUUCGGACUUCGGCCUCAACCCGCUCUUCGGAACCUCCACGCCGCCGAACCGGGUGGCGGGAUACCGCGCGCCGGAGGUGGUGGAGACCCGAAAGGCCACGUUCAAAUCCGACGUGUACAGCUUUGGCGUGUUGAUGCUGGAGCUGUUGACCGGGAAAGCGCCCAAUCAGGCGUCGCUUGGGGAGGAGGGAAUUGACCUCCCGCGGUGGGUGCAGUCGGUGGUCCGGGAGGAGUGGACGGCGGAGGUGUUCGACGUCGAGCUAAUGAGGUUCCACAACAUUGAGGAGGAGAUGGUGCAGCUUUUACAAAUCGCCAUGGCGUGCGUGUCCACCGUACCCGAUCAAAGACCCGCAAUGCAGGAGGUGGUCCGCAUGAUCGAAGAUAUGAACCGAGCUGAGACAGAUGACGCUUUAAGACAGUCGUCCGAUGAUCCAUCGAAAGGAUCCGACGGUCAUACUCCUGCCGCUGAGUCGAGGACCCCACCCAGCGUCACACCCACGCCUUAGAAAAUAAUUUCAAUUUAAACGAAGAAAAAAUUGUAAAG